AUAUUUUUUCAAGCUUUUCAAAAUUUCCAGUCACUACCAAGCACCACCUACAACCAUUAUUUCGCUCUCGGGUGAGCGAGCAAAAAGUCGCAGAAAUUUCCUGGCACCUUGCUCAACAAAAACCAAUUCUACUUCACGAGCUCUGCUCGACAAAAAAGCCGUUUCACCAAAUCGUGAAGGGGAGCUAUGUAUUUCAAUUUCCGAAAAGUCAGUGUUUGGAAAUCUGUGCAGAGCUGAACCCAUAAAUCUCAAAAAAUCGAUUACAAAUGAAAUAUUAGACAAUCAAAUUCUUGAGGUCGCAUAUGCGCAAUUUGACCCAACUACAUGUGGAUCAGAGAAAGGUUGCUUAUUUGCUCCGCCUGGUUGUCGGCCUGGGAUCGACUGCAUGAUCCAGUUUAGUUAUGUGCUCGUUACCGGAAUUGAAAAAAAUGUUUACAAUCAACUACAGCAAGCUUUGCAACGUUUUUCCUACCACGGAAUUUAAUA
Messenger RNA from Cylicostephanus goldi, 486 nucleotides. The record is from the annotation of a GenBank genome assembly. Lineage: Eukaryota; Metazoa; Nematoda; Chromadorea; Rhabditida; Strongylidae.